CAAGCUGGUUUGGCUGAACCAUGCACAUACGACCGCGUCUGAAUCGAUGCUUCUCGAGGAAAAACAAACUGAACCAGACAUCUCGGGCUCCCUUCCCAGUCCCCAUGGGAUCCUCCUCCCCUUCCCCGUCGCCGGAGCCGCCGCAGUCGUCCGCUCCUGCGGAUGGAGCCUCCAAUGCCAGCCUGCGGUGGCACAUCCUGCGCCGCGCCCUGCUCUCUCGCUCCGCCUCUCCCCGCGCAUCAGAGGGAACUUCUAAUGACCCGCAGGAGAAAGGUGAUACCAACAAAAUUUCAAGGAAGACGUCGCGUGGUUUUAAUCUGUUCGAGUGUCACACAGUGCCGAUUUCACAGUUAAAUAAAUCACAAGGAGAUUCAUUAAAUGGAAAUGAAAAUGGUGUGGAAUGCCAAAGAGAUGUCUAUGUUUGUUAUAAGCUGCCCUGUGGAGGUUCACCGGAACUUAAUGUAAUAUACAGAAGAGAUGAUUCCCUGGAACUAAAUGACAUUGAAGCUUCCAACAGAUUCAAUAUUGACACUACUGGACUUGUAUGUUGUUGGCCGUCUGAAGAGGUCCUUGCCUUCUACUGUAUCAACCAUUCAGAUAUGUUCAGGUCUAAAAGGGUGCUUGAACUUGGAGCUGGUUAUGGAUUGGCGGGACUUGUUAUUGCAGCCAGUGUAAAUGCUGGCGAGGUUGUUAUUUCUGAUGGAAACCCACAAGUAGUUGGAUAUAUCCAGCAGAACAUAUCCAUCAAUGCAGAAACUUUUGGUCAAACGAAAGUUAAACCUAUGACACUGCACUGGGAUCAAGAGCAAGCUUCAGACAUGUUGAACUCUUUUGACAUCAUUGUUGCAAGUGACUG
This is a messenger RNA of Triticum urartu, 856 nucleotides long. Lineage: Eukaryota; Viridiplantae; Streptophyta; Magnoliopsida; Poales; Poaceae. The record is from RefSeq and is a predicted model, not a curated record.